UGAUUAAGCCACGUUUCGUAUAAAUAGACGAUAGAAUGGCAGACCCUUCAUUCGUCGUUUCAGCUUUCAGACGAGUGUUCAGUUCCAAUUCAAAAUGUUUUCCAAGAUUCUUCUUGCUGCCGUUGCAGUUCUGGUUGUUGUAGAAGCCAGUGUGAUUCCCGUUCAUCAACCAUUGCAUUAUCCAGUUCAUCAUGCUCCUCAACCAUACAAAUUUGGAUACAUCAUCAAAGAUCAUCACGGUGAACAGCAUAGAGAAGAAGUUGGUGAUGGUGUCAGCGGAGUGAAGGGAAGCUAUGGAUUCACUGAUGACAGAGGUAUCCAUAGACAAGUUAACUACGUUGCUGACCAUGCUGGUUUCAGAGCUCAAGUUAAGACUAACGAGCCCGGCACUGCUAACCAGAACCCCGCCGCUGUGCAAGUUAUAUCCUCCGCUCCCUAUGCCGGACACGUUGCUCCAGUAGUUGCCCCAAUCGUCGUGAAAUCUCCCGUCGUUGUAGAAACUCCCGUCUACGCAGCACAAGCUGUUCCAGUUGUCAAAGGAUAUGGACAUGGAUUUUAAAUAAUAAUAUCUUGUAGGUGCUGGAGGAUUAUGGAAUAAAAUAUGAAACGUCUCUUGCA
Molecule: messenger RNA, 618 nt
Organism: Stegodyphus dumicola
Lineage: Eukaryota; Metazoa; Arthropoda; Arachnida; Araneae; Eresidae
Product: cuticle protein 16.8-like
Cellular component (GO): chitin-based extracellular matrix
Molecular function (GO): structural constituent of chitin-based larval cuticle
Source: RefSeq, a predicted model, not a curated record